This is a messenger RNA of Manduca sexta (tobacco hornworm), 791 nucleotides long. RefSeq names its product transmembrane emp24 domain-containing protein 3 (gene p24-1). The record is from RefSeq and is a predicted model, not a curated record. Gene Ontology annotation, cellular component: endoplasmic reticulum; COPII-coated ER to Golgi transport vesicle; endoplasmic reticulum-Golgi intermediate compartment. The transcript is spliced from 4 exons. NCBI's taxonomy places the organism in Eukaryota, Metazoa, Arthropoda, Insecta, Lepidoptera, Sphingidae. Bases 107 to 739 code for a protein of 210 amino acids. Gene Ontology annotation, biological process: Golgi organization; intracellular protein transport; endoplasmic reticulum to Golgi vesicle-mediated transport.
AUUUGGAACGCAGCCAAUUACGUGGUGUAAUGUCAAGUUGUCAAUCGAUGCGUUUGCGAAUUUCUGGGUAUUUUUGUAGAAUCUUUUGAAAAUUAUUCAUGAAAACAUGUUCAUUUCGCCACUUAUCGUUACCAUACUGUUAACUAUAAUAAAUGGAAUUCUUUCGAAAAGUGUUGAGCUAACAUUUGAACUGCCUGAUAGUGCAGAAGAAUGUUUUUAUCAAGAAAUAGAGAAAAACACUUCAGCCGCCUUGGAAUACCAGGUAAUUACUGGAGGCCAGUAUGAUGUGGACGUUAAAAUCGAAGGACCAAAUAGGCAAAUUAUUUAUCAACAACAAAAAAUGCAGUAUGAUUCACAUCAGUUUACUGCACAGAGCACAGGUGUAUAUAAGGUAUGCUUUAGUAAUGAAUUCAGCACAUUUUCGCACAAACUUGUGUACAUGGAGCUGAAUGUGGGCCCAGAAGAACCUUUGCCUGGAAUUGGAGAACAUGCCACAGUUCUCACACAGAUGGAAACUUCAGCAGAAGAAGUCCAUUCUGCCCUUAAUAGAAUUAUUGACCACCAAACACACCACAGGUUAAGAGAAGCACAAGGUAGAAAACGGGCUGAAGAUUUAAAUGAAAGAGUAUUCUGGUGGUCUAUGGGAGAAACCCUGGCUAUUCUGGUUGUAGCAUUUGGACAAGUUAUGAUACUAAAGAAUUUCUUUAGUGACCGACCCACUUUGUACAAUCGAAUGUAAAAUAGUGCUUAUAAUAGUUUAUUUAUUAAAACAUUCUUGGGUUAUUAUAAAA